AUGGAUCCCGUCUCGGCCUUAUCCGUUGCUGCCUCUGUCGUCGGCUUCUUGGAUACCGCCCAGAAAGUACUGUUUGAAGGCCGCGGAAGGCUUCAGGACAGCUCAGAACUCGCCCAGAUCCACGAUACACUAGAAAUCGUAAACCAGAUGAGGUUGAAUUCCACCAACGACGAGCUUAGUAUGAUUGCGGACGAUGCCGGCGGGCUAGUUGCAGAUUUGCAGGGGGUAUUGAGAGCGAAACAGGCCUUGAAACCUGACGAGUCCGCGUGGGAGCGUGUGGCGUACUCUGAUCAGGAGAGAUUCGACGAGAUCCAAGCCUCACCCCGUUUUGCAGAACUCGAUGCAUAUUCCAAGGCCGCUGUUACCGCACUGCUCGCCCAGGGGAAAUCUAACCUGACGACCGAGGAAGAGACACACUACCUGACCUCGGCUGGAGAACUCAUUAACCGCGUUCUGGGGCCGGGAAACAAUGGAGAACCUGAUCGAGAAAGGGAGUUCGCCAUAAGACGAGAAGCUGACGGCGCAGUCUUGAGGCUCCUCCAAUACGGGGCCAUGGAUCGUCGAAAAGACGAUAUUGAGCCGACGUUCGGUUCCUCCUUUCAGUGGAUCUUCGAGGAGCCCGUGAACGAGAGAUGGACCAAUUUUCCGGAAUGGAUGGCCGAUGGAUCCGGCCUCUAUCUCAUCACCGGCAAGGAGGCCUCGGGGAAAUCGACGCUGAUGAAAUACAUCUCCACACAGCCCCAGACUACCCCGGCACCCGGCUUGAAAAGUCAAGAGGAAGGGCUCUUGAGAUCUCUGCUCUACAGCAUCCUCCACCAGCAACCGCAUCUUAUGCCAAACGUGUUUCCCAACGAAUGGUCCAUGUUUUACGCUUCGGCUUCCAACGACAGGAACCCUUCGAGCGCCGGGCUAGGAGCAUGGCGAGUAGACCACUUACGAGACGCCUUCCGGAGGCUGGUCAAGCAAGACCAGUCGGCCUUGAAGCUAUUCUUCCUCAUCGACGGUAUCGACGAGUACCAGCACGAAGACGGGAAAGAUAACUUCACUGAGAUAAUUGAGUUCUUCAAGAACGAAGUUGUAACCUCGCCCAGCAUCAAGGCUCUGGUUUCAAGUCGACCGCUAGAGGCAUUGGACAAGCUGGGGAUCCAGCCACAGCUCACAUUACACGACCUCAACCGGGAAGAUAUCAGGUCUUAUGUGAACAAAACACUCAACAAGGACGAUUUGUUGCCAGCGGCAAACGAGCUAGACGAGCAGACCUGGGAUUCUAUCAUCCUUUACAUUGUCGAAAACUCGAAUGGCGUGUUUCUGUGGGCCGUGUUAUCAGUCAGAGCCGUCCUAUCGAAGUUGGCGGACGGUGAGACAGUAUCCAAGAUCUUGGAUGAUCUUAAAAGACGAGCGAUGCCGAUGCUGGAUGACUUAUAUCGGAGGAUGUGGUCAGCCAUUCCCGUUGCCGUCCGACGCCACGCCUCGCAGGCGGCCCUGGUCAUGCUCGCCCGAACGGAUAUGAUGCAGAACGGGUCCGACAACGGCGAAGGCGCCCCGAGACUCUGGAAGUGUAACAAAUUGGCCAAAGAUUUCACCACGGCAUGGCCCGGAUUCAUUACGACUACGGCACCCGAAGACGGGGGACCCGACUGGAGUCUAACGUCGACGAUUCGGUACUGCCACCGGUCGGUGCCCGACUACCUUAGAAAGGAAUCCGCCUCGAUACUGGCUGAUGCCGUCGACCCUAUGUACCUGUUCCCCGGGCGCUUUUGCCCCCGCACCGCUUUACUCAAGUCAGCGGUGCAGCAGCUCAAAUGCGUUCCCCUAAGGACUCCUCGGCAAUACCUGUGGGCGUUUGUCACUACGGCGUUGCUGGCAGCGAACGAGAUCGAGUCCAAGCACGACCGGACCCAAGGCCUAAUGUGGAGGUAUGCAGAGUUACUGGCCGAGUUGGAUCGCACCAUGCAGCAUCACCAUGACAACCUGCAGAGGGGCCCCGAUUUUCGCUAUCUCGAAACGAAGCUCCAGGAUCCCCACGGGAUCGUCGGAGUAGAGGACCGCGGACGGGACUCGAAGCGCAUUGCCAAGAUGCACUGGGCCAACUUCCACUUCGAUCCGGAGUGCGCUCAUCAGAGAAGUUGGGAAGAUUCUUUUCUGACUCUUGCCAUCCAAUUCGGACUGCAGAAUUACGUCGGAGCCAAGCUCGGUAAAGGACUGAAGUCCAAGAAAGGCCGACCACUCCUCGACUACGCACUGGUCCCUUUAGCAAAGAUUGCCCCAUACGAUCUAGUGAAACCGGCGCUUGUCGAAACCCUGCUAGACCAAGGUGCGGAUCCAAACGAGAGGUUCGAAGGGCGGACGUGCUGGGAGCGCGCGCUGCAGUGGCAGUACGAGACCUACCCCAGCGCAGUCAAUGCCAUUGGCGCCAGGUUGGACGACGCGAGAAGGGUAGCCGAGGACCGCGUCAAGAUCUUCCAGUUGCUCAUCGACAAAAAGGCCGACAAGCGGGCAUUCAUCGUGACGCCAAAGGGGAAAAAGAUCUCGGCUCGGAGGGUGCUGAAUGAGUCGUUCAAGGCUUGGCCAAACGAGAAACCGCUUCAGGGGUUCAAACGCCUGAUUGAUUCGUUCCCGAAAGAUGACACGGAGAUAGGCAGCGGCACGUUUUUGUUCACUUCUGCUGCCAAUACGUGAUAUCACUAUCACCGCCGUAGGUCACCAACCACCAGGCUAUUUGAUAUUGGGGUCA
Molecule: messenger RNA, 2734 nt
Organism: Chaetomium fimeti
Lineage: Eukaryota; Fungi; Ascomycota; Sordariomycetes; Sordariales; Chaetomiaceae
Exons: 4
Coding region: 1-2679 (892 amino acids)
Source: RefSeq, a predicted model, not a curated record